Molecule: messenger RNA, 650 nt
Organism: Dentiscutata heterogama
Lineage: Eukaryota; Fungi; Glomeromycota; Glomeromycetes; Diversisporales; Gigasporaceae
Source: the annotation of a GenBank genome assembly
ACUUUCAUUCGCCUAGUGUAUGUCCUCUACUUUCAGGUUCAAUUAAAUAUAUGAAAAUCAAAUACGUUGAGACUCUAACAGAUCUAGAAAAAGCCCUUAUUGAUAUAGGUUUUGAUAAAUUUGAAGAUCGACUUCAAGAACUUACCAUGAUGGUACGCGAGAUAGAUCGUAAUUUAGAUUGUGCAUGUAAAAAUUUACAAAAUGAUAUAGAAAAAUGGAAGAAACGUAAAAACAUGGCAAAUUUCUCUUAUAUUUUAUCAAUCCUUAUAGCUAUAGCAUUUCCUUCAAUAUAUCAUUAUUACCGACAAACUGAUAAUGUUCCUUUUGGAUUUGUAACGACAGUAGUUGGUUGUGUUAUAAGUCUAUUAUUUGCACUUUGGCAUGGCUGGUCACGUAACAGUUAUAGCCGAGCAAUACAAUCCCACCGAAAAGCAAUACCAGUUCACGCAGCAGUGGGAGAAAGCAUAGAAUCAUUACAAAGAUGGUUGAAUAGAAUUUCUGUUGUGAAAAAAUGCAAAGUACCAAUGAAUAAUAACGAAUUGGCAAGUAGAAAAGCUACUUUGAUUUAUUUGUUUGAUGAACUAGUAUCUGCUGCUGCAGAUAUGAGAUUGAGCAUUGGAUUAGAAGAUGAGUUCAAAAGGCAUAGAUAG